AGAUUGGGAAGGCUCCAGUUUGUGCUCAGUGAUUGAUGGCGAACACUCAGUGAUUCAAUCUCAUUUCCUUAAUGUCCGAGGAUGGACCGUGCACACCCUCCUCUUUCCACUUAAUGCAAGCCUGUGUCUCACCAAGGGUUAUGGAUUGUGUUUGGUUUCCCUCUCGAGACCUACACAGAUCUCGCUUAAUCCCUGCUCUGCUCGCUCUGCAGGUGUUCAAACAGUCCAUUUGAGUGACCGAUGUGGUCAGGGAGAGAAGAUAAGGACGUCUGAUUGUCGGUUUGUGGAUAAAACACGGCAUGAGAAUGGAGGUCUGUCUGAUUGGCUGGACCCUGAAGCAGAACUCUCUGGUUGGCCCAGGAAAGAUCAUUAAACACCCACACUGUCAAUAGUGGGACCCUCAUGAAAAGCUUCUGUAUCUCAAAGUACGUUCAUUGCUGCAGGGGAUCAUGGUUAUGCUGAAGAUUUCCACUUUCCUCAUUGCCUACGCUUUGAUCAUUUGUCAGAUGUACUGCUCAAACGCAGCUCCAUCCAGGCCUGCUCUGGAGCCCUCACAAGACGAGGCUACACUAACCGACUACGAGGCAAGACGGUUACUAAACGCAAUCAUCAAAGAGUUUGUGCAGAUGACUGCAGAAGACCUAGAUCAACAAGAAACUGAAGAGAACAGCCUGGCUAGACCAAUGUCCAAGCGCUGCUCCAACCUCAGCACCUGUGUGCUGGGCAAGCUGUCACAGGAGCUGCACAAGCUGCAGACGUACCCUCGCACCAAUGUGGGAGCGGGGACCCCGGGCAAGAAGCGCAGCACCGAGGCCAGCGGCGUGUUCGCCGGUUACAGAGAGGCAGUCGAUCGUGUCUAACACCCACUUGCUGGCUUGGUCCUGAUUAUUUGAAUGCUCAAUGCAUGUGGAUCUUAUGGCUUGUCUGAGUGAUUUGACAAAACUCAUUCCUUUUUCAUUUCCAACUUUCUUUGGCAGAUUUACAGGAUAGACUGUUUCACCUUCAUGUUUCUAGUCUAUUUGAAUCCUCAUAUCUCUCUAAUUUCAAACCAUUUAAUCAAACACAGCCCACUUGGGCAGCUCUCGGUAAUGAGCUCUGAUACAGCAGUGCAACAUGCCUCUCCUUUGACUUGACUCUCAUUUAAUAAACCUAUUUUUACAAAGAA
Messenger RNA from Pygocentrus nattereri (red-bellied piranha), 1165 nucleotides. It is a transcript of the gene calca, whose product is annotated as calcitonin/calcitonin-related polypeptide, alpha. The record is from RefSeq and is a predicted model, not a curated record. Lineage: Eukaryota; Metazoa; Chordata; Actinopteri; Characiformes; Serrasalmidae. Bases 450 to 860 code for a protein of 136 amino acids. Gene Ontology annotation, molecular function: hormone activity; calcitonin receptor binding. The transcript is spliced from 5 exons. Gene Ontology annotation, cellular component: extracellular region.